This is a messenger RNA of Scleropages formosus (Asian bonytongue), 3304 nucleotides long. It is a transcript of the gene nfe2l1b, whose product is annotated as nfe2 like bZIP transcription factor 1b. Gene Ontology annotation, molecular function: DNA-binding transcription factor activity, RNA polymerase II-specific; RNA polymerase II cis-regulatory region sequence-specific DNA binding. NCBI's taxonomy places the organism in Eukaryota, Metazoa, Chordata, Actinopteri, Osteoglossiformes, Osteoglossidae. The coding region runs from base 611 to 3052 and encodes 813 amino acids. Gene Ontology annotation, biological process: regulation of transcription by RNA polymerase II. Gene Ontology annotation, cellular component: nucleus. The record is from RefSeq and is a predicted model, not a curated record. The transcript has 6 exons.
UGGCGCCACUUGUUGCUAGGUUGCUCGAAGCCGAUGGCGGAAACGGGGCGUCCUGCAUUUCCUGGGUGUUUGACAAGUGCUGUGGGUCGCGGUGGAAGACGCCACUCGGGUUGUUGUUUCGGGACGUACGGCGACACAGUUAACACGUUUUCUGGCGGGGGGAAGAACAGGACGGACCGGCGAUGGAAGAGUGAGAGUAUGGGAAAGAAAAGGGCGAUCAUUGUACGCGACUUGGCUAACAUUGUGCAGCAGAGGGAGGGGACGCAGUACUGUGGGAGAAACAGAAAGCGAGCAGGUGUGUGAGACGUUGCCAAGGAAGAGGACAGUUUCACAGCAGCUGUGGCAAGACUUCCUGAAGACCGAGCCGCCGUGCGUCUCCUCCUCCUCCAAACUGUGGGCCAAAGGGGAUUCCAGUGUUUCAUGGAUAUUUUGUUUUCCUGCACUGCGGAAGUAUUUAAUUAAUCCCACAUUGUUGUUUUUUUUGCGUCACAUUCAUAUUUUUCUUUUCUUGCCCCGAUCGCCACAGACUCUUAAGGGGGGGAAUACUUUUUUAAUUUAAUUUUUUUUUAUUUUAAUUUUUUUUCUUUCACUUUUUUGCAUUUGCAAAGAAAUGCUUUACCUGAAAAAGUACUUCACAGAGGGCCUGAUCCAGUUCACCAUUCUGCUGAGUCUCAUCGGGGUGCGUGUGGAUGUGGACACUUACCUGAGCUCCCAGUUCCCCCCGCUGCGCGAGAUCAUUCUGGGGCCCAGCUCCGCCUACACGCAGACACAGUUCCAUAACCUGCGCAACACGCUGGACGGCUAUGGCAUCCACCCCAAGAGCGUGGACCUGGACUACUUCUUCACUUCACGGCGGUUGCUGAACCAGGUGCGCUCGCUGGACCAUCUGCGCGUGCCCACGACAGAGCUGAGUGCCUGGUUGGUGCACCGCGAGCCCGAGAGCGUGGUGUGCGCUGCGGGCCAGUCGAGCUCCGCCAUCACCCUGGACAAUGGGGCCAGCCUGGAGGACGUAAGCAACCCCGAGGGCUCGGCCAUGAGGGGUGGGGGCACCGGUGCGGAAGGGCUGCCCGAGUCCGGCUACAACCUUAGCGGCGAGGACAGCCAGGGGGCCGUGGCCCCCCAGGACAACCAGCAGCAGGGUGGGCAUACUGGGGAGAGCAGCGACGACCUCACCAAAGAGGAUAUUGAUUUGAUUGACAUCCUGUGGCGCCAAGACGUCGACCUGGGUGCCGGGCGUGAGGUUUUUGACUACAGUAGCCGGCAGAAGGAGAGUGAAGCAGAUAAAUGCCCCCCGGUGGAGCAGAACGAUGAGGGAGCAGAGGGGCAGGAGAGCUGGAGGAAUGAUCUCAGUCUGCAGGGGAGGCGGAGCCAGACACAGGUGGAUGGGGAGACAGGAGAGAAUGUACCUGAGGAGUUGGCUGAACUCGGAGCUCAGACCUCGCUGUCGCUGCAGGAGUGUCUGCGAUUGCUGGAGGCCACUUUUCCCUUUGGAGAGGAAUCUGAGUUUCCAGAUGCUGUCACCCCGGAGUUGAGGGAGCCGAGCAGCGAGGGCCCUUCUACCUCCCAAAGCCUCCUAUCUCCUUUGUUGCCUCAGGCCGAACCAUCCCUCGACCUGGAGCAGCAGUGGCAGGACAUCAUGGCCAUCAUGGAGCUACAGGAAAUGGAGGUGAACAACACAUCAGAGAGCUCCUUCCUGAGUAGCUCCACCGGUGGUGCAAAUAACAGCAGCAGCAGUGGGAUAGAGUCGAAUCCCCUGGUGCCAUUCAGCCUGCACAGUCCCACCCCCAUUAACCAGGAUGUCAGCCUUCACCAGGCCUCCCUCCCCAGCUGCAGCCAGGAGUUCUCUGCCUUCUUCAGCCCAGAGCUGGAUCCCAGGGCCACCAUGGAAGCCUCUGGUUCCCAGCAGCCUGCCCUACACAGCAAUUCCUCAAACAUCAACUCUACUUUCGGGGGCACCAACCUGACCGGCCUCUUUCUUCCACCGCUAUUAAAUGGCACCGGCAACAGCACCUGUACACCUAUGCUGCAAGACCCUCUCAACAGCCUCUUGGAGGAGGCCAUGCUGGAUGAGAUUAGUCUGCUGGACCUGGCCAUGGAGGAGGGCUUCAGCCAGGCCGAGGCCUUCCAGCUGGAGGAUGAGCUGGACUCGGACUCGGGCCUCUCCCUCGACUCCAGCCAAAGCCCGGCCUCCCCCAGCAGCUCCGAAACAUCCUGCUCGUCUAGUUCUUCCUCGUCCUCUUCGUCGACAUGCGCCACGUUCUCAGAGGAAGGCGCCGUGGGCUACAGCACCGACUCGGAGGCGGUUCUGGAGCAGGAAGAGGGCGCCGUUGGGGGCUACCAGCCCGAGUACAGCAAAUUUUGCCGCAUGAGCUACCAGGACCCGUCCCAGUUUCAACACCUGCCACAGCUGGAGAACAUCAGCCACAACCACACAUACAACCUGCCUCUGGCAUCCACUUCGGAGCCCGAGCAUCUGAAGCCUCUGAACGCUGGCAAGAAGGUGGGGCGCGACAAGCAACAGCAGGCCAAGGUGCAGCCCUCGCAGGACUUGCUGGAAAAGCAGUCGAGCCGUGACGAGCGGCGCGCACGCGCCAUGAAGAUCCCCUUCUCCAACGACAAGAUCAUCAAUCUGCCCGUGGAAGAGUUCAACGAGCUACUCGCAAAGCACCACUUGAGCGAGGCCCAGCUGUCCCUUAUCCGAGACAUCCGCCGUCGUGGCAAGAACAAGAUGGCGGCGCAGAACUGCCGCAAGCGCAAACUGGACACGAUUCUCAACCUGGAACAGGACGUGGAGGAGCUGCGCCGCAACAAAGCCAGGCUGCUGAAGGAGAAGAUGGAGUUUGUGCGCUCAAUCCGACAGAUGAAGCAGAAGGUGCACAGCCUGUACGAGGAGGUGCUGAACCAGUUGCGUGACGAGGACGGGCGGCCGUACCCGGCGAGCGAGUACUCCCUGCAGUACGGCCCCGACGGCAGCGUCCUCGUCAUGCCCCGCAGCCUGGCACCUGAGCAGAGCCGCAAGAGCGACAAGAAGCAGAAGGACAAGAAGAAGUGAGGGUGCGUUCCGCUCUUUGUGUGAGCAGCAGAUGCGUUUGACGGAAGCAAAGUUAUUAUUUUCUUUGAGACUCUGGUGGCAGAAAAAAAAAGAACAAGGAAUCUGACUACUUUUCCUGCUUUAGUUUCUCCUUUUUCCUUUUUGGUUCCAGUACUUUCUUAACAGGAAACAACUGCAAAGCACAAGUGCUUCUUUAGUAUUUUUCUUUUUUUUUUUUUAAAUUGUUGUUUUUCAGAAGCGACGGGAAAAAAA